This is a messenger RNA of Hippoglossus stenolepis (Pacific halibut), 1379 nucleotides long. Its product is annotated as blue-sensitive opsin. The transcript has 5 exons. Lineage: Eukaryota; Metazoa; Chordata; Actinopteri; Pleuronectiformes; Pleuronectidae. Gene Ontology annotation, cellular component: membrane; photoreceptor outer segment. Gene Ontology annotation, biological process: visual perception; G protein-coupled receptor signaling pathway; phototransduction. Bases 177 to 1235 code for a protein of 352 amino acids. Gene Ontology annotation, molecular function: G protein-coupled receptor activity. The record is from RefSeq and is a predicted model, not a curated record.
CAGAGGCAAUCUCCAUCAGAGAGACAAACCUCCAUUACAAGAAACUAAAAACAUUAAAUCUCUUAUUAGUACUUGCAUUAUAAGGAACUAAUUAGUCAUCUUUGAGCAGUAUUAUCAUUUUUUACAUCUUUUUGAACAAAGCUUGAAUUUUCAUUUGACAAACAACCAGAGGAAAAAUGAGGGGAAAUCGCCCUGUGGAGUUCCCAGAUGACUUCUGGAUCCCGAUCCCUCUGGACACCAACAACAUCACGUCCCUCAGCCCAUACCUGGUUCCCCAGGAUCACCUAGGAAGCCCAGGAAUCUUUUAUUCCCUGUCAGCUUUUAUGUUUUUCCUGUUUGUGGCUGGCACGGCCAUCAACACGCUUACCAUUGUGUGCACCAUCCAAUACAAGAAGCUCCGGUCUCAUCUGAACUACAUCCUGGUGAACCUGUCGGUGGCAAACCUCCUCGUCUCCUCCGUGGGCUCUUUCACCUGCUUCUACUGCUUUGCCUUCAGAUACAUGAUUCUUGGUCCAGUUGGGUGCAAGAUUGAAGGAUUUACAGCGACUGUUGGUGGUAUGGUCAGCCUGUGGUCUCUGGCUGUGAUAGCCUUUGAAAGAUGGAUGGUUAUCUGCAAGCCACUAGGAAACUUCUCCUUCAAACCCAACCAUGCCAUAGCUUGCUGUGCUCUAACGUGGGUCUUUGCUUUGAUCGCUGCGAUUCCUCCUCUGGUUGGAUGGAGUAGGUACAUCCCUGAGGGUAUGCAGUGCUCCUGUGGACCAGACUGGUACACAACUGAUAACAAGUUCAACAACGAGUCCUAUGUGAUGUUCCUCUUCUGCUUCUGCUUCUCUGUCCCCUUCUUCACCAUCGUUUUCUGCUACUCACAGCUGCUCUUCAUGCUGAAAUCGGUAGCAAAGGCUCAAGCUGAGUCUGUCUCCACCCAGAAGGCGGAGAAGGAGGUGACCAGGAUGGUGGUUGUCAUGGUGAUGGGCUUCCUGGUCUGCUGGAUGCCCUACGCUUCCUUUGCUCUCUGGAUUAUAAACAACCGAGGGCAACCGUUUGACCUGAGACUGGCCACCAUACCCUCCUGUCUCUCUAAAGCCUCCACAGUCUACAACCCUGUUAUUUACAUCCUCCUCAAUAAACAGUUCCGCUCAUGCAUAAGGAAGAUGGUGGGGAUGAGUGGAGGCGAUGACGAGGAGUCAUCGACAAGUCAAUCGGUUACGGAAGUCUCUAAAGUCGCACCUGCUUAGAUUAUAUAUUAUAUAUUUACAUUAGAGUGUAAAUAGCACUGAAAGUACAAUUACUAUAUGACAAAUGGAAUUAUGUUAUUCCUUGAGAUAAAGAGUUGUUUGCAAAGAAAAAAUAUAUGUAAAAUAAAAGCAUUGAUGAAGUGA